Cynocephalus volans (Philippine flying lemur) is the source of this 1596-nucleotide messenger RNA. RefSeq names its product WD repeat domain 45 (gene WDR45). The transcript has 11 exons. The coding region runs from base 108 to 1235 and encodes 375 amino acids. Gene Ontology annotation, molecular function: phosphatidylinositol-3,5-bisphosphate binding; protein binding; phosphatidylinositol-3-phosphate binding. Gene Ontology annotation, biological process: protein localization to phagophore assembly site; nucleophagy; protein lipidation. The record is from RefSeq and is a predicted model, not a curated record. Gene Ontology annotation, cellular component: cytosol; phagophore assembly site membrane; extrinsic component of membrane. Lineage: Eukaryota; Metazoa; Chordata; Mammalia; Dermoptera; Cynocephalidae.
AAGCCGGGCCGCGGGCGGCACCGACAGCUGCGGCCGGGGUCGGGGACGUGCGGAGGUGAGGCUGGUGAAGAGCUGGAGCACGAUCUCAGGGGGAGAAAUCCUGGAACAUGACUCAGCAGCCACUUCGAGGAGUGACCAGCCUACGUUUCAACCAAGACCAAAGCUGCUUUUGCUGCGCCAUGGAGACAGGUGUUCGCAUCUACAAUGUGGAGCCAUUGAUGGAGAAGGGGCAUCUGGACCACGAGCAGGUGGGCAGCAUGGGCCUGGUGGAGAUGCUGCACCGCUCCAACCUGCUGGCCCUGGUGGGCGGUGGUAGCAGCCCCAAGUUCUCAGAGAUCUCAGCAGUGCUGAUCUGGGAUGAUGCCCGGGAAGGCAAGGACUCCAAGGACAAGCUGGUGCUGGAGUUCACCUUCACCAAGCCAGUGCUGGCUGUGCGCAUGCGCCAUGACAAGAUUGUGAUCGUGCUGAGGAACCGCAUCUAUGUGUACUCCUUCCCCGACAACCCCCGAAAGCUGUUUGAGUUUGACACCCGGGACAACCCCAAGGACCCUGCCUGGCCCCUACCUCCCCUUUACCCUCACACCCUAGGGCUUUGUGACCUCUGCCCUAGCCUGGAGAAGCAACUGCUGGUUUUCCCAGGACACAAGUGUGGGAGUCUGCAACUUGUGGACCUGGCGAGCACAAAGCCUGGCACCUCAUCUGCUCCAUUCACCAUCAAUGCACAUCAGAGUGAUGUGGCCUGCGUGUCCCUGAACCAGCCAGGCACUGUAGUGGCUUCGGCCUCCCAGAAGGGCACCCUCAUUCGCCUUUUUGACACACAGUCCAAGGAGAAACUGGUGGAGCUGCGCCGAGGCACUGACCCGGCCACCCUCUACUGCAUUAACUUCAGCCACGACUCCUCUUUCCUCUGCGCUUCCAGUGAUAAGGGCACUGUCCAUAUCUUUGCUCUCAAGGAUACCCGCCUCAACCGCCGCUCCGCGCUGGCUCGUGUGGGCAAGGUGGGGCCUAUGAUUGGGCAGUACGUGGACUCUCAGUGGAGCCUGGCGAGCUUCACUGUGCCUGCCGAGUCAGCCUGCAUCUGCGCCUUCGGUCGCAAUACUUCCAAGAACGUCAACUCUGUCAUUGCCAUCUGCGUAGAUGGGACCUUCCACAAGUAUGUCUUCACUCCUGAUGGAAACUGCAACAGAGAGGCUUUCGACGUGUACCUUGACAUCUGUGAUGAUGAUGACUUUUAAGGACCCUGGGGGCUGUGCAAGGGACCUGUAGUGGCAGAUUGCAGAACCGAGCCUUGGUGGGGGGACAGUGCUGUGGAAACCACCAGCCAGCAAGCAUUAAUGGGGGCCAGUGCCCACUUUCCACUCAGCAGAGCUGUGUCUGAAUAAACAGCUCACUUCCCCCAAGCACUUCUUGAUGACUGUGUGCUCCGAGAGCCAUGCCGGAGACCCAGAGAGGCAGUAAAUCCCCUGGGGCCACUAGCCUGGAGAAGGUUGCCAGGGACCCGGAGGGAGUCCUAAUCCAUCCUGAGGAAUUAGAAAAGCUUCCCAGAAAGAGAUGAUCUCUGGUGUGAUAAACAUGAAUAAAAGGCCCUUAAUGGCA